UUUGUUUAUUUUCCUCAAUCUUGUUAAAAUUGUGGUUACAGUGUCAAUUAGUGUAAGACUCGAUUUUAAAGAAAGGAAUAUCUGUUUCAGUUUUCUGUUGGAUAUUUUUAAAAUAAGCAACAUCACUUAAAAUUAAAAUAACUAUUAAACAGUUAUAAAUAAAAUAUAUAGCAAUAACUGCGUCAACGCUAAAGAAGAUUAAAUGAAGUGAAACGUUGUUUUUAAUGCAAGAAUAUCGAUAUAUAUUUUUGUAUGUUCUUAAAAUAACUUUUCUUAAAAUCCGAUGCGUAUCGUGAAGAAUUCGAGGUUAUAAUGACAUCGACAAUUUUCAUAAAGGAGAAACAAUCGUAGUGAAAGUGGUUUUGUACAAUGCUUGUUAUAUAAAAGGAUUUUAUAAACAGUAUAUUAGAUAAAAUGGAAACUGUCAAUCCAAGUGAAGAUUCAAUAGAACUGUCACAUUCGCUUUUGUCAAGGGUGUAUUAUGCUGCUAAGGAUGGUAUGGCAAUUGCUCUUUAUGAUCUUCUUAGUAGCAAAUCACUUGAACAAGUUAAUUCCCUGAUUAAUCAAAAAGUACUGGAUGAAGAUGGCCAACAAUGUACCCCUUUAAUAAUUGCUGCUAAAUAUGGCCAUGACAAAGUUGUUAAAAUAUUACUUGACAAAUUUAAACCUGACUUAGAGCAAGAAGGAACAGUUAAGUUUGAUGGAUACGUUAUUGAAAAAGCAAGUGCUCUUUGGUGCGCCGCUGGCGCUGGAUAUUUAACAAUUGUAAAAACAUUAGUAAAGGCAGGUGCAAAUGUUAAUCAUCCUACUAAAAGUCUUUCUACACCCUUAAGAGCAGCUUGUUUUGAUGGACGAUUAGAUGUAGUUAAAUAUUUAAUAGAACAUAAUGCAGACAUAAAUAUUUCAAAUCAGUUUAAUAAUACAUGUUUGAUGAUCGCUGCAUAUAAAGGUCACUUGGAUGUAGUAUCAUUUCUUUUACAAAAAGGUGCAAAUCCUAAUGAAAAAGCACACUGUGGUGCUACAGCAUUACAUUUAGCUGCUGAAUGUGGACAUACUAAUAUAGUGGCUGAAUUGUUGAGGUAUGGAACAAAAAUGACAGAAAAUGUUAGUGGAAUGACACCAUUAAUAGCAGCAGCAGAACGUACCAAAGCAGAAGUUGUAGAAUACCUGAUCAAACAUGCAAAUGUUACUAAAGAAGAAACAAUUGAAGCAUAUGAACUUUUAGGUGCUUCAUAUGCUAAUGAUAAAAGCAGUUACUGUUUAACAACUGCAUACAAAUAUUUGUGGAAAGGAAUGGAACUUAGAUUUAGUGAUCCUGAAAAUGUUAUUCAUAAAAAGUUGGGAGAAACUAUAAAAGCAUACGAUAAUUGGAUAGAAUGUGAGACUUUGGAGGGAUUGGAACGUAUUCAAUACAACCAAAAUGCUCUUCAUAUGGAAUCAUUAUGUAUUCGCGAAAGAAUACUAGGACCGCAUAAUCCAGAGGUACCACAUCCUAUUAUAUUUAGAGGAGCAGUUUUUGCAGAUAAUGCUAGGUUUGACAAAUGUAUAGACUUAUGGCUUCAUGCUCUGUAUUUAAAACAAUUAAAUCAUAUAUCAGUUAUGAAAGACUUUCUGAGGUUUGCACAGGUAUUUUCACAAAUGAUACAUGUAGGAGUAGAUCUUGAUUUCUCUCAGGUUUUAAAUGUUUUAGAAGCUAGUGUUACAGAAUUAAGCCAUAAUAAAUUUAAAAUAAUUAAUCCCGAUUCAGAGGAGGAUAUUGAACAACACAUCGAAGAAAUGGAAUCAAAUAUUUUAAGUACACUAUAUAUAUUAACAAUAUUAACAAGACUUUUAACAUCAAAUGGAAGUAGAUACGAGGAGCAAGAUAAAAAUAAAGCAUGUCGUUUAGUUCAUAAACUGUGUGCUUUACAAUUACGUUUAAAGGAUGGCCAAACUUUACUACACCUCGCAGUAAAUGCUGAAACUCCCGUUGAUGAUUUUCAUACUAAUGACGUUUGCAAGUUUCCUUGUGCUGCAACUGCAAAACUACUUAUACAGUGUGGUGCUGAUGUAAAUGCUAUGGAUAAUGAAAGAAACACGCCAUUACAUAUUAUUGUUAGUUAUAGGAAACCAAUCAGUAAUUUUAUGACUCUUCACUCCAUUAUCAUGGAACUUAUAGAAGCUGGAGCACACAUGGAUACUGUAAACAGUAGUGGAAAAACUCCAUAUGAUGCUGUUUCUAAAGGUGUGGUAGAAUUAAUACUGAGGACGCAGACAAAAUUAUCAUUAAAAUGUAUAGCAGCAAAAGUAAUAAAAGCUUAUAAUUUGUCGUACUGUGGACAUGUACCACGUUCAUUAGAAAGUUUUAUUGAACUUCAUGGACCAGGACUUAAUCAGGGUUAACGUAUUAAAAAACAAUUUUUUAGCUUGUAGAUUUUUUAGAAAAUUUAAUUUUCAAAACUCUUAAAACGUCUGUGUAAAAUGAUUUCUUAAUACUUUAUUAAUAAAUUAGGAAUAAAAUUUUGUAUUAUUAAUUCAGAAAGUUAUGACAUGUGACAGAAAAAUAGCACAUCCUAAAAUAUUGUUUUAUCGUAUAUUGUAUUCUAUGAAGUUAUGUAAUCUUUUGCGUUUAAUAUGUUUGAAGGAUUUCUGUUCCUUUUGCACUUGAUGAAGUUUAUCGGACAUUGAAUUUUCAAGUUAAAAUGUGAACAAAAAAUUGUUGUUGCUUAAACCAAAUUGUCGACAAAUAUUUUUACAUUGUACAUUUAUAAUAGGCCUAUAAAAUAGAGAUUUGACAUUAUAAAAGGAAGAAUAAAAUAGAAAAUAUGAAGUAUUAAAAAUUAUUAUUCACAUAUGAAAAAUUUUAAAUUAUGUGCUAUUAUUUUAUCUCACUAAUUUUUAGUAAUAUUUUUAUUUAUGUAAACAAAGGGGCUUCUUUUUGAACACUUUGCAAUAAUAAUAUGUACCACAAACUAAAAAUGUAUAAGCAUCAUAAGAUUGAGUAUAUUUUUUAUGUUCAAGAAAUGAAAAUAUUGAACUCGUGGGGUGUGCUAUCCUUUUAUCGCAGAAUACAUAUAAAUAUAGUAACUGUUAAACUGAAGUGAGAACUAUAAUUAACAAUGUUUGCUUUCGUUAAAUUAACUCAACUGUGUAGUAUUAAAUAUUUUGUAUCAUAUGUGAGUUAUGAACUGAUAAUUACUGUGAUUUUUCGAAAUAAAGAAAAUAACUAGCUUUUCAAUUGUU
This is a messenger RNA of Megachile rotundata (alfalfa leafcutting bee), 3222 nucleotides long. RefSeq names its product protein fem-1 homolog B. Lineage: Eukaryota; Metazoa; Arthropoda; Insecta; Hymenoptera; Megachilidae. Gene Ontology annotation, molecular function: protein binding. The record is from RefSeq and is a predicted model, not a curated record.